Molecule: messenger RNA, 2022 nt
Organism: Capsicum annuum
Lineage: Eukaryota; Viridiplantae; Streptophyta; Magnoliopsida; Solanales; Solanaceae
Exons: 3
Coding region: 231-1739 (502 amino acids)
Biological process (GO): endoplasmic reticulum calcium ion homeostasis
Cellular component (GO): endoplasmic reticulum
Molecular function (GO): calcium ion binding
Source: RefSeq, a predicted model, not a curated record
AAAAUUAAACAAUAUCCAAAUGUAUAAUGUGGGGGUGUGUGAAAUAACAACCCAAGUUAGAUGUAAUCAUUAGGCUUAAGACAUGUAUAUAGUUGCAACUUGCAAGUGCACUUUGAAAAUAUCACGCACACUCACUUUGAAGAUUAUUAAUAUACUAGUAGGACUAUUUGUUUUAUGAGAAGCACAGAGAGAGAGAGAGAAAUCAAAUCCAAACACUUCUUCUUUCUCUAAUGGCGAAACACUCCUUUUCCCUUUCCCCUCUUUCCUCCUUCCUCCUCCCUAGAGGCGACACUCUCUUUUACCUUAUUGCCCUUUUCUCUAUCCUCUCCCUUCUCCUCCACCACCUCUCUCCCGUCUCCGCCGAGCACCGCCACUUCGAGGGUUUCGACGCCGAUGAUAUCGACGACUUUGUUGACCCCGAUGAACCCAUCUCCGCCGCACAAAACCUCCCUCCUCCUCUACCUACCACCACUCUCUCCGUCUCCGACCCUGUUGAAUCUCACCAUGGUCCUCCUCCUCCUCCGUCUGAUUCUGCCACUCAAGUUACGUCUCAGCCGUCGGAUCCGAAGCCUGCGUCCAUGUCCUUUGAGGAAUGGGAUGAAGAUGAGUUCGAAGGUAUUCCUCAAUCUCCGCCCUCUGAUUCCGCUUUAAUUACGGAAUCUGCCACUGAGACUUACACUUCUUCCGAAUCGGAUCCCGGUUUGAAACCUGAACUGGAGCUUGAGAGUGAAAGGCCGAGAUCGAUAUCGGAUUACACUGUUGAGAUAGUUUGUGUUUCUUUCUUGAUUAUGUUUGUAAUAAACUACUUUACCGGGAAGAAGGAGAAUGAGAACGUAGCGUUAGCUUGGGCGAGUAAAUUCGCGACGAAGGAUUCCAUAUUUGACAAGAAUUUUAGUUUGUUGGGUGUUGGGGAAACGGAUGAUUCGCCAUUGUUGUUAAAAGAAGGACAAAAUGUGUUCAAAUUUUAUGCUAGUGGGAGGAGAUUUUGUCAGGGUUUGCUGGCUACGAUGGAGCUAAAAAGUCGGCAUGAUUUGAUAUCGAGGUUGUAUAAUAUGGUGGUGCCUUGUAAAGAUGAGAUAACGUUUGAGGUGUAUAUGAAUGAUGAUGCAAUGGAUCAUGUGGUGGUUGCUGUGGCUAAGAAGAAAUUGGCCAAGACAAUGCAAAAAGAGAUUACGGAUCUCCAGAGAUUUGCAUCAGUGGUGAGUCCACCAAAUGGGAGGAAGUGGAUUGCUGACGAGUUGGCUGUUGUUGCUGAGUCAAAAGAGGUGGCUGGGGAUAUGAUCAGCGAAACCGUGCUUGAUCAGGUUUUCGGUGACAAAGCAUAUGAGAAAUUUGGUAAAGGUUUCAUCUCGAUGCAUCUCUCUGAUCAACAUCAGGGGUCUCACAAGAAGAUGCUGGUAUUCAAGUUUGCUCUCCCUGAUGCCAAAAACAUGGCUGACAUGACCCGGCUUGUGGCUCUUGUACCUUAUUACAUCGACUUAAUUGGACGAUACAAGCUAAGCUCGCAUGCCCGCUCUAAAACUGAAGGAGCAAGAAUGAAGGUUGCCCAAGAGAUUUACAAAGAACUCCAGAAUGCCAGGCAAGAAGCACUGCAGAGGAAGAAGGCUGAACAGAGAAAGAAGAUAGAGGAAACUGAGGCUAAGCUUAGUGCAGAGGCACUUCGCAAGAAAGAAGCUAAAGAGCGUGCUCGGCAGAUGAAGAAGGCAAUGCCAAAAAUGAAGAUGACCCGUGCUGGGUAGACUCGAGUUAACGUGCCAUCUAAUCUUCUCUAGAUCUCGUCAACGAUCAUUGUGUCUCAGUGUUACCGAGUUUGCUUCUUGUAUUAGGUAGACGAGAUUUCUCUGUUGGUUCUGUACCUUAGUAUGUAGUUUUAGGGAUCUUCCUUAUUUUGGCCACAGGUCGUGGAUUUUGCCUUAGUCUGGUGCCUGUUGUGAAGUAAUGGGUACACUCAGUUGAAAAUAAUAUUUUGUUAGAACUGAGAAGAGUUUCUAAUUACACUAAGUAGAAUAUUUUUCACUUGAA